AUGUGCGAGCCAUCAGAAACCUUUAUUUGUCCAAUCACUCAUGAACUUAUGGUUGAUCCAGUCAUCGAUGGCGAUGGUAACAGCUAUGAACGAGGUGCUAUUGAAGAUUGGCUUCAACGAAAUGGUACAUCGCCAAUUACUCGUGUUCCUCUCUUAGCAUCUGAUCUCCGUCCGAAUCGUGCACUUAAAACAGCCAUAGAUGAAUAUCGUCGUUCAAUACAAUCUAAUGAUCAAUUAACUGCUGCACCAUUGAAUAACUUGACAUCCUAUGAAUUUACAGCCUCUGGAAAUUAUAUUGACGGCUUUGUUCAUAUUUCAAUUCAGCCACCAUUACAGGCAAACGGUGAUUUAACUGCUGAGUCGACCGGAUGGCCGAAGUCCAUCCGAAAAUAUACAGCUGAUUUGGUAAAAAGAUGUACAACAAAAAAACGUUUAGCCAGCAGCCGCCUACUCGAGGAACAAAACCUAGAUGUAAACCGUUCCCCGUGCGAUAUUUGCUGUGUAGUCGAUAUAUCAGGUUCAAUGGCUACGGCAAGUGAAAUCCAAAAUGAUGCUAAUGAAAAGUUUGGUCUAUCCCGAUUAGAUCUAGUUAAGCAUGCGAUAAAAACAGUUGUACAAUCGCUUCAACCACAAGAUCGUUUAUCGCUUGUAUCGUUUUCGCAUAGUGCUAAAAUCCUCUUUCAAUUAACAAAUAUGACUGCAGAUGGCAAAUCAAGUGCUUUAGCUGCUUUGGCAAGAUUAACAAGCGAUGGUGACACUAAUUUAUGGAGUGGUAUGCAGACUGGCCUUGAAGUUUUAUCGAAAGGUCAAAGAGCUAUUGGAAGUAAUGCGGCUCUCUUUCUUCUGACUGACGGCUGUCCUAAUGUUGAGCCCCUGCGUGGUCAUUUACCAACACUUGAAAAAUUCAAGCACAAAACUAAUUUUACAUGUACAAUUAGUACGUUUGGUUUCGGUUAUGAUUUGGACAGUAAACUUCUUGAAGAAAUUGCCAUGUUAGGAAAUUCAGGCUCAUAUGCAUUUAUUCCUGAUGGAUCAUUUGUAGGAACAAUUUUUGUUAAUGCUAUGACUACAUUAUUGGCGACAGUGGCUACAAAUGUGCAGAUACACGUUCAUGGCCCACAAAUUGAAUCAUCUGAUUAUACACGUUGGUAUUCAACAACAACUGCUGAUCAAGCUACAGUGUUUAAUUUGGGCUCGAUAACAUGUGGGCAAAGCAAAGAUUUACUCAUCCCUAUUUCUUCUGAGUUAUUUUCGAAAUACGAAUUUUUUGUUAUCUACGAUACGUUACAAAAGAAAAAGGAUUCCAUAAGAAUCAAUAUGAAUGUAAAUCCUCAAGAAGAAGAUGAUCUUCGUCGUCUUACUCAGCAAAAAUUUAGACUUCAAUUCGUUCAUUGUGUACGAACUGCUUCAGAAGCAAUGCGCCGCGAAGCAAAUCAAGAUUUUGUAAUAGCGAUGAAUUAUAUCAAACAAUUAGAGCAAGACAUGAGAAAUUAUACAAAUGGAAGUGAUGCAUUUGUCAAAGAUUUAUUAGCAGAUUUAACAGGACAAGUACAAGAGGCUCUCGGGAAGAAGGAUUGGUUUAAGAAAUGGGGUGUACACUUUUUACCUAGUUUAACUCGCGCACAUCUUCUUCAAUAUUGUAACAAUUUUAAAGAUCCUGGUGUUCAACACUAUGGACGCGGUACAGUUUUUUCCAAGAUACGCGAUGAAAUGGACACUAUAUUCUGUUCUUUGCCGGCUCCAAAACGUUCAAAACAAACUGGUGCUGCCAUAAACAUGACGGUCUUUCACAAUGCCGCUGGCGGAUGUUUUCAUGGCGAAUGCAAAGUGCGUUUAAUGAAUGGAACCAGUAAAUUAAUCAAAAAUGUUAAACCAGGUGAUAGAAUGGCACCUCAUGGAGGAAUGGUCAAUUAUGUUGUUAAAACAAAGUGUCAAAAUGAAAAAGCAAAAAUGGUUGUAAUUGAUAAUGGUCUUAUUAUUACUGCUUGGCAUCCGAUUCGUCUCCAUCAACGAUGGAUUAUGCCUUGUUCACUUGUCUCUGCGCCUACUGAAAUUUCUUGUAAAGAAGUUUAUAACUUUGCUCUCGAUCAAGGUCACACUAUAUUCGUCAACGAUAUGGAAUGCGUUACAUUAGGUCAUGGAUUCAAAGAGGAUAUUGUGCGACACGCGUACUAUGGCACUCAACGCGUAAUCGAAGAUUUACGUCAACUCGAUUCCGAACAAAAUAAUUCAGGAAUAAUUGAGAUUACUGUAGAAGGGCUAAUACGCAACAAAGAAUCUGGUUUAGUCACUAAUUUACGAUUGAUUGGCAGGCAGCAUCAACCACAAAUAAAAGUUCAAUAA
Rotaria socialis is the source of this 2343-nucleotide messenger RNA. Lineage: Eukaryota; Metazoa; Rotifera; Eurotatoria; Philodinida; Philodinidae. The record is from the annotation of a GenBank genome assembly.